This is a messenger RNA of Pseudovirgaria hyperparasitica, 4176 nucleotides long. Its product is annotated as SAPS-domain-containing protein. Bases 1 to 4176 code for a protein of 1391 amino acids. The record is from RefSeq and is a predicted model, not a curated record. The transcript has 6 exons. Gene Ontology annotation, cellular component: cytosol; nucleus. Gene Ontology annotation, molecular function: protein phosphatase binding; protein phosphatase regulator activity. NCBI's taxonomy places the organism in Eukaryota, Fungi, Ascomycota, Dothideomycetes, Acrospermales, Acrospermaceae.
AUGUUUUGGCGCUUCGGAAACUAUGCGAACAUAUCCACCCUCGAUACUAUUCUGGACAAGCCAGAUCUGACGGUAGAAGAACUGCUGGACGAGUCAGACUUGAUACAAGAAUUAAAGCAGCAAAAUACAAAACUCAUUGAGUACCUGCGAGACAGUAAUGUUUUGGAGCGGCUGUUGCGAUAUGUCAUUGCGCCAAAGGAAUCGCUGUCCCCAGAAGAAGAGCCAGAAGAAGGAGGGAAGACGGAAAGGCGUGAUUCUCGCGAGGGCUUCUUCUCAAGAGUGCGCGCUAAAUCGAGGUCCAUGUCGAACUCCAAGUCAGAAACACCCGAUGAAGGGGAUAGUAAAGAAGAGAAACAGCGCAUGAAAUACGCGUAUGUGGCAUGUGAAAUUCUGUCCUGCGAAAUCUAUUCGAUUUCGCAAGCGCUUAUAGAGGAUAAUCGCGAUGCUCUACGCACGUUCUGGCAAUAUGUCAAGCAACCUCCCCAACUUGAUCCAGUACAAGCUGGAUAUUUCACGAAAGUGAACGAGGCACUUCUGGAUAGAGAUACUGGACAGAUGCUUGCUUUCCUAAAGAGCAUUGCUAGAGUUGUGCCGGACAUGUUACAACAUGUGGACUGUCCUAUGAUCAUGGACCUCUUACUUAAGAUAAUCAGCCUGGAAAAGAAUGAGGGAGGCGAGGGUAUCGUUGAUUGGCUCCAAACCCAGGAUCUCGUCCCUAUUUUGCUGUCAUAUUUAUCGCCUGAAUAUACGGCCUCCAUGCAGACUUCAGCUGGCGACUUCUUGAAAGCAAUCAUCACGAUAUCCGCCAAUGCUACGACGCAAGAUCAGUCUGUUAUUGGUCCUAAUGAACUCACUCGACAACUUGUUUCCGAAAACUGCGUCAAGUCCAUGAUUACUGAUAUGCUUAAUGGUGGGAAUCCGCUAACAGUAGGUGUUGGAAUUGUAAUCGAGGUCAUCCGAAAGAACAAUUCAGAUUAUGAUCUUGAGAACCAGACUGGUCCCGUUCCAAAGUCAUCCGACCCAAUAUAUCUCGGUACCCUUCUCAGGGAGUUCGCGAUGCAUAUACCCAAAUUCAUGGAUCUCAUUAACAAUUCACACAACAUCACUACGACAAACAGCGACGGCACUAAAACAGUUAAGAGGCGAGAGAUAAAAGCGGCCUUUGGCGAGAAAAUAGAACCCCUAGGCUUUGAUCGGUUCAAAACCUGUGAAUUGAUGGCUGAGCUGUUGCACUGUAGCAACAUGGCCUUGUUGAAUGAAAGAGGUGCCGAGGAUGAUGUUAGAAAGAGAGAUUCGGAGCGUGACCUUUUGAAGGCAGAAGGCAAGCUACAACCCGCCCGAAGUCCUACUGUAAACGACUUCGGUACCAGCGUCGACAGCCAUGGGUUCCAUCAUGCUAGGGCUCCCUCAAGCGAGUCCCCAGAAGAGAUAAAAAAACUGGAAGUACAGAACAAUACAGAAGAAGACGAAUUCGAAAAGGUCACGUCAUCCGAGGCAGUAUCGGACGAGAUGAAGGAUGAUCUAGAUGAUAGAAAAGACAUCGGCGAGCCCCUUGAACGAUCACCAAAGACACAUCCACGUGGAACUCAACAAAAUUCAGACCUACCAGAACCCAAAGACAAACUGCUUUCACUCAGAGAAGAUGAGAAUACAAAUGCUGAGUCUCCUACUGCGGCCGGCUUGACUGCCAAAGUCGAAGAACUAGAGAUCGAGAACGAAAAUAAAGACGACGGAUCAUCCUCAGUUAAGCCACCUGCCUCAUUACUCACGAAGCAUUUGAAUGAGGAGAGUGGAAAUGAGCACGAUGCUACGCAUCCUGAAGACAAGCCUGCACCUCUGUUUUCAGGGCCUCGAUCGCAUGGACCAGCCGACUCCACGGAUAAGCCGUCUCUCAAUAUCACCAGCCCAACGAUACCAGAAAGUGAGGCAUCCGAGAUAACACCAAUAGAAGAUGCCAGCGAGUCUCAGUCUGUCAUGCUCUCAGAGCAAUGUGCUGGCCAGGCACCAUUGUACGAAGUGGACAUUGAUGGAUCUCCUGUCGUUGGAGAUCUCUUGAAGAUGAAAUUCGUCGAGAACAAGGUAGUUCCGACCAUACUCGAUUUUUUCUUCAGGUUUCCAUGGAACAAUUUCUUACAUAACGUUGUAUACGAUGUUGUACAGCAAGUUUUCAAUGGUCCAAUGGAACGCGGCUACAACCGUAGUCUUGCUAUCGACCUGUUCGAGACUGGGCGCAUCACAGAACGGAUCAUUGAGGGCCAGGAAGCGUCCGACAAAUCUCAGACAGAAACGAAUAUGCGCCUCGGCUACAUGGGUCAUUUAACGUUGAUCGCUGAAGAGGUCCUCAAAUUUACCGAGAGACACCCAGCAGAGCUCCUAUCCCAAGCUGUGCUGGAUAGAGUCACGAGCCAGACCUGGAACGAUUAUGUGGAGAAUACUUUGGCCGAUACGCGGGAACGCGACAACGCUAUACUUGGCGGUGUCAGGCCCGACAUAAACGUAGGCCCUCGUCAAGCCGUGUUGAAUGCUGUCAAUGCAGCUUCAAGCUUCGGCGGAAAUAACACAUCACUGGCAAGUGCAGGCUUAGGCGGAAGCGGUUCAAUAGGACUCGACAGCAUGGACCUUGGCAAUACUGGUGCAGGCGGAUACUCCAGCUUUGGAGGAGGCCUUCUUAGUGGUUUCAACAACUCAAGCGAUGAAGAGGACGAGGAGAUGGAAGAAGGCGACACCACGGAAGGAAGAGAGCGAAAUACAGUCCAACUGAGUGACUCGGACCAAAUUGUCCGCUCCCCCGACCCGGCUGAACCGCUUGGGUUCGCAUCAACCUCUGAGGCGCCAGAGUCUUCUGCCAUUCCUGCACCACUUGCGGUACCCCCAUCACGUGCUCGUCGCCAAUUUGCAGCACGGCUUGCCCAGCGCAAAGCGCAGAUGGAAGCCGAGAAUAAAGUAGACGACGAGGAUGACGAAAGGGACAAUGACGAUGAUGAUGAUAGCGAUGAUGCGCCACUCGAGCAGAAAUUCAUCACUAAACCUAAGAUGAGUGUGGGCUCGAGCAGAGGACCGGAGAGAUUCAGCGGUUUAUUCGGCAGUGACGAUGACUCUAGCGAUGAGGAGUACCAAAGAGGCUCAACGCACAACAUCCCCGAAAGCUUGGCUUUUUCAAGACUACUGGAUCGCACCCGCAUCAUAGAGUCCAUAAUCAUGUCUGGUUCAGUGUCUUCUGAGUCUUCUGACUCGGACUCCUUCUCCACUUCAGAUUCAGAUUCAUCCAACGACGAACCGCAAGCCGACCGACCACAAACCGAGAACAACGAAAGCCCCAAUACACUCCCAGCCCCUGAAAAUGCCACUGAUAAUGCACCUCAAGACAGCGAAACUGUCUCGUCAGGGUCGUCGAAGAAGCCUGCAGCGCCCACGCCUCUGUUCCCAAACGCCGCAGUAGUUGACAAGCGCAACGCAAGCUUUCGCGUCCCCGACGAAACCCGUAUUGAAAUCGUACGCUGCUUGAUAAUCGGCUGGAAGCCCGUCGAAAUCGCGCCUCGCCUCAACGUUAGCUUACACAGCGUCUACAAUAUUAAGAACAACUUGAUGAAAUAUGGCUCCUCGCUCAAAAGCCCGGAGGGGCACCGCGCAGGCCGCAGACCAAAGAUGACACGUGAUGACGAGAAAGCACUUUUGUCAUGGCUUGUCAAGAAUGGCUGGAAAGAGCAGAGCGAUAUGAUUGAAUGGCUGACGAAGGAAAGGGGAGUGACCAUGCAGAGGAGCUCUUUAUCAAGAAUAUUGCGAAAGAAGGGCUGGAACGAGAAUACUAUCAAGAGGAUGGGCGGAAAGGGAUUGGAGGUCAAGAAGGACAGAAAGAGGAGAGGACCAGGGAAGAAGACGUUGAUGCGGAACUCGUUGGCGGGAGAGGGAGUUGGUGCAGCGAACUCCCAACAACAACAACAACAGCAACAACAGCAGCAGCAGCAAACAGAUCAGCCGCCUCAGCAAUUGUCACCGCAAAAUCAGCCCCAUUCGCAGCUGUAUCCCCCAAAUACUGUUCCGAACGUGAAUGUCCCUACGUCAUCGAGUACUCCCAUGGGCCUACCGAUUGAUCCUCAAUUGAAUUCACGUGUGACUCAGGGUCAAUUUGGGUUGUACGACCUGAAUGGGAACCAGGUUGGAACGAGUCAUCGGUGA